Molecule: messenger RNA, 2458 nt
Organism: Ipomoea triloba (trilobed morning glory)
Lineage: Eukaryota; Viridiplantae; Streptophyta; Magnoliopsida; Solanales; Convolvulaceae
Product: long-chain-alcohol oxidase FAO2-like
Exons: 3
Coding region: 56-2266 (736 amino acids)
Molecular function (GO): long-chain-alcohol oxidase activity; flavin adenine dinucleotide binding
Source: RefSeq, a predicted model, not a curated record
GCAUUAUUAGAGAAAGAGAGAGAGGGGGGAAAAGAUUUUCAAGAGAGAGAAAAAGAUGAAUGAAAGAAAAUGCCAUCCAUUGUUGAGGGGAGGAAGGAGAAGAAACAGCUAUAAUCAUGGCCUGUCUUCAUCUCAGUAUCAAGCUUUAGCUGCUAUUUGCGAAGCUCUCAUACCUCCCAUUCCACUCCCUCAAGAUUCCGAUGAUGAAGCUGUGUGUUCCUUCUACAGCUCUUCAGCCUCUCAGCCUCCUUUCCCUGAUGAGGUAGCAGAUGUGGUGGCGAGGAGGUUCUUACCUGAUGCAGUGUUUAUAUUCAGAUUGGUUCUGAUGAUUCUAUCUACCAGACUGGGAAGUCUUCUGCUUUGUGGGUUUGUUUGCUUUGAUGGAAGAUGGCCCUUCAUUCACAACUUCUCUGAGUUACCCUUGAAGCGAAGAGAAGCCAUUCUCCAAAAAUGGUCAAGGGAAACCCGUAUACUUCCUCUAAGAAUUGUGUUCAUGACCAUCAAAAUUGCCUGCUAUUUCAUUUUCUUCUCUUGGACUGAUGAAAAUUCUAAUAAUCCGGCAUGGGAAGCAAUUGGCUUCCAUGUAGACACCAAUGAAGUUCCCCCAGAACAACAUAGAGAAAGGCCAUUAGAAAAGGGUAUCAUUGAAACCAUAAAUGAAAAUGAUACCACCUUGAAAGAAUCCCUGAUCAGGAAGGGCCUAAAUGUUACUGAAAGCCAGAAUGCCAACACUCUUACAAUCAGAUGUGACGUUGUAAUCGUUGGUUCUGGUUGUGGUGGAGGGGUGGCAGCAGCAGUCCUUGCAAACUCCGGUCAGAAAGUUGUCGUGCUCGAGAAAGGUCACUACUUUGUGUCAGAAGAUUAUUCAGGCGUGGAGGGACCUUCCUUGAGUGAACUAUAUGAAUCUGGUGGAAUGUUAACUACCACAGAUGGGAAAGUAAUGGUUUUCGCUGGAACAAUGAUAGGUGGUGGGUCUGCAAUAAACUGGUCAGCUUCCAUUAAAACUCCUAACAAUGUUCUCAAUGACUGGUCUUUGGAACAAAAGAUUCCACUAUUCGGAAGCUCAGAGUAUCAAUCAGCCAUGGAUGCAGUCUGCAAACGGAUCGGUGUUACUGAGGUUUGCUCCAAGGAAGGACUUCAGAAUCAAGUGCUAAGAAAAGGGUGUGAAAAUCUUGGGCUUAAGGUUGAGUCAGUUCCAAGAAAUUGUUCUGAGAAACAUUACUGUGGUUCUUGCGGCUAUGGCUGCAGAACAGGUGACAAGAAGGGAGUUGACACCACUUAUCUAGUCGAUGCUGUUAACAAUGGUGCAGUCAUCUUAACAGGUUGCCAAGCAGAAAAGCUCAUAUUGGAAGAAGAUGAAACGGCAAGAAAGAAAUGCUUAGGAGUGAUUGCCACAAGCAAAGGUAACAACAAGAUACUUCUUCGUAUUGAAGCACGAGCAACAGUUUCAGCUUGCGGAUCACUCUAUACACCGCCACUGCUGAUUUCCAGUGGAUUGAAGAACAAAAACAUUGGCAGCAACCUCCAUCUCCACCCCGUCCUAUUUGCGUGGGGAUACUUCCCAGAAUCCAUGGCAGAAAUGGAAGGCAAAAAUCACCAGGGAGGGAUAAUCACCUCUAUCCACAAGGUGGUCUCUGAAGAAACAAAACAACAGGCAGCCAUUAUAGAAGCUGCUGCACUAGGACCUGCUGGGUUUGCAGCUGUGUCUCCAUGGACUUCAGGUCUUGACAUGAAGGAGAGGAUGAGGAAAUACUCUCGAACUGUGAACAUAUUCUCAAUGGUCCGAGAUCAUGGCUCCGGCCAGGUGAAGAAGGCCGGGCGGAUACAAUACCGUAUGGAUCAGAUUGACAAAGACAACAUCCGAACUGGUUUAAGACAAGCAUUGAGGAUACUGGUGGCAGCAGGGGCCGUUGAAGUAGGCACAUUUCGAAGCGAUGGCCAGAAAAUCUGCUGCAAAGGAAUCAAGACUGAGGAGUUGGAGUCGUUUUUGGACGGAGUUGUUGCCACGGAAGGGCCAAUGUCUGGAGGAGAAAACUGGACUCUGUACUUUUCAGCACACCAAAUGGGGAGCUGCAGAAUGGGGGUUACUGAGGAAGAUGGUGCAGUUGACAACAAUGGUGAAUGCUGGGAAGCUAAGGGACUGUAUGUCUGCGAUGGAAGUGUGCUUCCCACUGCAAUUGGUGUGAAUCCAAUGAUCACCAUCUUAUCAACUGCCUAUUGCAUCUCAAAUGGAAUAGCCAAGUCGCUCAAUAGCGGAAAAGCGUAAAAUUUGAUGAAAAAUUUUCAUCUCUAUAAUAAAGAUCUUGCAGUCUAUUGUCAUAACAAUUAAAACUCAAUGAAAUAGUAUUCCUUGGCAGAACAAAAAGAAAAAAUGUACAUCGUCCGACACUAUGGGACUUAUUGAAAAUUUUUAUGGAAAAAACACAAGCAAAUCACCACUUUCUUAAUGUGGUGUGAA